UCAAAAAAUAAAAAAGGAGCAGCGUCUUCUUUUUCCUCUCCAGCUCAAGUCUCAAGUCUCCACUCUCGAUCUCCACGAGAGAUGAAAACGACGAUGCUCUAGAAAAGGAUGACGAUCUCUUACUUUAGACUGUUAAUUCAAAACUUCAAGUCCGCUUCUUCAACACUCCAGGAUUUCCGACAAAGACAGGACUGGCCCUGAUCCUGCGACGGGUUGACUGCUAUCCGAUAAUCGAGUUCUGUACAAGUGAGUCUGCCCGAAAUUGAAAAGGACUGGCGCUUUGCAAAGAUGGAUGUUGUGGCAGCGAAAGUGGUGUCCAUCGUGACCUUAUUCUUUCUGACCCUGAUUUUUGCGGUCUUGCCCAUUCGUCUGUCGUCAUGGUCAACAAGCGGUGGACGUUGGAGACGAGCCUGCACAAGCCUCGCCAGUUGCCUGUCAGGGGGCAUUUUCCUGGGAGUUGCGCUCCUCCACCUGCUACCUGAGGUUCGGGAAAUGUUUGACUACGUGCUGUGCAAGAAAGAAUUGGAUAUCGAGUACCCGCUAACAGAGAUCACCGUGGCAGGUGGUUUUCUUAUUAUCUUGGUAUUUGAACAGCUUGUUCUGUUCUUUCGCGAUCGGGGAGCGGAAUCAGAGUGUGACAUAGCUAACGUUCCACCGCACGGAUGCGACCGAGAGCGCAACUUCGACAACUGUGGAACUCAGAGUCAGAGAGAACGCGUGGCAUUCAGCUCAACAAGCGGUGGACCAGUGUAUGGCACGGUGUCCGCGGCUACAGAAGAAUCCUGUGACAGUACUCCGCUACUAGGGUCAUCAUUACCUGUAUCAGGACAGGGAGCUGGUCAACAGCCAGGGGCUAGCAGCACUAAGGCAGAGGUGUCUAUCGCGGCGUCUCCAACCCCGGCCACUGGUGAUGCCGCUCCCGGAGAGACUGACGAGACAAGGGGUAAAUCAGCCAGGGAAACGUUUGGUUCGCUGGUGCUGCUCGCCGCUUUGUCUCUACACUCACUGUUUGAGGGCCUCGCUCUCGGUCUGCAGAGCGAUUCGGAUACAACCAUCCAGAUAUUCGUUGCCAUUCUGCUGCACAAAUGUGUGCUGGCAUUCGCUCUCGGCAUCCGCAUGGUCAAGUUGAAGGCCAGUGCAAAACAAAUCGGUCUGGCAGCACUGGUAUUUGCUGCCAUGAGUCCCAUUGGUGCUGGGAUAGGUAUCGCCGUUGAAGCGAAUGCAACCAAUGAAGUUGACCGCCAGCUCGUGACAGCGUGUCUGCAGGGAAUUGCCACCGGGACUUUCCUUUUCAUCACGUUCCUGGAAAUCAUCUCGCCGGAGAUUCAAGGGAAACGCGUGCGGGGUGAGUAUGACAUUCAGCUGAUGCGUCUUGUGCUGAUUAUUGUAGGCUUCACUAUUAUCGCUAUGCUCAGCCUGAAUCAUACGCACGAUCACUUGGAGUGUGAGUGGCAUGACCAUGACCACGACCACCAUGAUCAUUGAUUAUUUUCAUCAAUAAAUAUUUCUGCCGCAGGCGGCAAACGUGAUUUAUGUACAUCCACAUCCCUGAAUCUGGUUUCGUCUCCUUUCCUGUACCGCACACACCCCCUCACCCCCCCCCCCCCCCCCCACACACACACACAGUCGCGCGCACGCGCAGAACACUCAGUUCCGAACAUUCCCUUUCCGGCUCCUAUAUACACCAUUUGACAUGUUUCACUCUGUGAAUCUAGCUGCCGCCUUCAGCCCGAUCAUGUGCGCAGUGCAACUGAAUGGUGCAUGGCUCC
Messenger RNA from Sycon ciliatum, 1769 nucleotides. Its product is annotated as zinc transporter ZIP3-like. The transcript has a single exon. NCBI's taxonomy places the organism in Eukaryota, Metazoa, Porifera, Calcarea, Leucosolenida, Sycettidae. Gene Ontology annotation, cellular component: plasma membrane. Bases 289 to 1485 code for a protein of 398 amino acids. The record is from RefSeq and is a predicted model, not a curated record. Gene Ontology annotation, biological process: zinc ion transmembrane transport. Gene Ontology annotation, molecular function: zinc ion transmembrane transporter activity.